AAUACGAAAAGGUGCGGAACGAAAGCAAUAAUAUUUUGUUCGAUAAAGAAGUUUGCGACUUUUCCUGAACGAGUUGCAUGGCAACAGCACCAAAAAGACGUCAACAGAAACAGGUUCCCAGGCAACGCGAUUUUCCUUGAUCAGACUAUUCGUUCUAGAACAGAACAAUUUGCGAAGGACCAAUUUCUGGGCAGUGUUUUUAUCAAGGCCGUAGAACUCAAUGUUUCUGGUGAAGCAGUGAAGAUGGGAGAAAGCGCUUGGGGUGGAGGACUAAGCAAGCUUGCCGAGCCGAUUAAAGCUGUGGAGGACAAAUGGAAGCUGUUGCCUGCGUUUCUUCAGACGAAAGGACUGGUCAAGCAGCACAUCGAUUCAUUCAACUACUUCAUCAACACUGACAUCAAAAACAUUGUCAAAGCCAAUGACAGAGUUGUCAGUGAUGCUGACCCUAGCUUCUAUGUCAAGUACUUGAACGUGCACGUGGGUGUGCCGGACGUGGAGGAGGGUUUCAACAUGAGUCGUCCGACGUCUCCGCACGAGUGCCGUCUGCGCGACAUCACCUACUCGGCCACAGUCACCGUGGACAUUGAGUACACGCGCGGCAACCAGCGCGUCGUCCGAAACGGUUUGCCGAUUGGCCGGAUGCCCAUCAUGCUACGGAGCUCCAAUUGCGUGCUGGCCGGGAAGUCGCACGCCGAGCUGGCGCGACUGGACGAGUGUCCGCACGACCCGGGCGGCUACUUUGUCGUCCGGGGCACCGAAAAGGUGGUGCUGAUUCAGGAGCAGCUCAGCAAGAACCGCAUGAUUGUCGAACAGGACAGCAAGGGUCAGGUGCAGUGCCAGGUCACCAGCAGCACGCACGAGAAAAAGUCGCGCACCAACCUCAUCUUCAAGCGUGGCAAAUACUACCUGAAGCACAACACCUUCAAAGACGUGAUUCCCGUGUCGAUCGUGUUCAAGGCGAUGGGUAUCGAGUCAGACCAGGAGAUCGUGCAGAUGGUCGGCACCGAGAGCAGCAUCAUGACCUCGCUGGCCUCCACCAUGGAGGAGUGCCACCGCGCCCAGGUCUUCACACAGAUGCAGGCGCUCAAGUUCAUGGGCAGCAAGCUGGUGCAGAAGAUGUACAUGGGCAGCUUCGGCCAGAAGAAGACGCCAGCGGACGAGGUUCGGCACAUGCUGGCCACCACCAUCCUGGCUCACGUGCCGGUGGAGAACUACAACUUCAAGAUGAAGGCGUUCUACCUGGCGCUGAUGGUGCGGCGUGUGAUCGAGGCGCAGGCUGACGAAAAGGUCAUCGACGACAGAGACUACUACGGCAACAAGCGUAUGGAGCUGGCUGGGUCUCUCGUCUCGCUGCUGUUCGAGGACCUGUUCAAAAAGUUCAACUGGGAGCUGAAGAUGAUCGCCGACAAGAACAUCCCCAAGGUGAAGGCGGCCCAGUUUGACGUGGUGAAGCACAUGCGGCAGGACCAGAUCAGCUACGGACUGGAGCAGGCCAUCUCCUCGGGUAACUGGAUCAUCAAGCGGUUCAAGAUGGAGCGCCACGGCGUGACCCAGGUGCUGUCUCGACUCUCCUACAUCUCCUGUCUGGGCAUGAUGACCCGAGUCAACUCACAGUUCGAGAGGACCAGAAAGGUGAGCGGUCCGCGCUCUCUCCAGCCGUCCCAGUGGGGUAUGCUGUGCCCGUCGGACACGCCCGAGGGUGAGUCCUGCGGUCUGGUGAAGAACCUGGCUCUGAUGACCCACAUCACCACCGAGGCCGACGACACGCCUAUCAUCCGCGCCGCCUUCAAUAUCGGGGUGGAGGACAUCAACUUCCUCUGCGGCGAGGAGCUCAGCCACAAGUCCGUCUACAUCGUCUUCCUCAACGGGAACAUUCUGGGCGUGACGCGCAACUACCGCCGUCUGAUCACGACGUUCCGACUGCUGCGGCGCAGCGGCCUGCUAUCCGGCUUCGUCUCCAUCUACCCCAGCCACAAGCACCGCUGCGUCUACGUCAGCUCGGACGGUGGCCGGCUCUGUAGGCCUUACAUAAUCGUGGAGCGUUGUCGCCCGCGUGUGACGGCCGCCCACAUGGAGGAACUGGCGCGCGGCCUGCGCACCUUCCAGGACUUCCUGCACGACGGCCUCGUCGAGUACCUGGAUGUGAACGAAGAGAACGACAGCAACAUCGCCCUCUAUGAGAAAGACAUCACAUCGGCCACCACCCAUCUGGAGGUCGAACCGUUCACGCUGCUAGGAGUGUGCGCUGGACUGAUCCCGUACCCACACCACAACCAGAGUCCUCGAAACACCUACCAGUGCGCCAUGGGAAAACAGGCCAUGGGCACCAUCGCGUGGAACCAGCGGAACCGGAUAGACACGCUCAUGUACAACCUAGUGUACCCGCAGAAGCCCAUGGUCAAGUCCAAGACGAUCGAGCUCAUCAACUUCGAGCAGCUGCCGGCCGGCCAGAACGCCAUUGUCGCAGUGAUGAGCUACAGCGGGUACGACAUUGAGGACGCUCUGAUCCUGAACAAGGCGUCACUGGACCGCGGCUACGGCCGCUGCCUGGUCUACAGAAACGCCAAGUGUACCCUCAAACGGUACGCCAAUCAGACGCACGACCGAGUGCAGGGCCCGCUGGUGGACGCCGUCACCAAGGAGCCCAUCUGGAGACACCGGGCGCUGGACGCCGACGGUAUCACUGCUCCGGGGGAGAUCGUGGAGAACAAGCAGGUGCUGGUGAACAAGUCGAUGCCGACCAUCACGAUGAACCCGCUGAACGCUCCUGCCGGCGCGCCGCGCCAGGCACCAGAGUACCGAGACGUCCCGAUCACCUACAAGGGCCCGGUGCCGUCUCACAUCGAGAAGGUGAUGAUCUCGUCCAACACGGAGGAGGCGUUCCUCAUCAAGCUGCUGCUGCGCCAGACGCGUCGGCCGGAGCUGGGAGACAAGUUCAGCAGUCGACACGGCCAGAAGGGAGUCACAGGUCUGAUCGUGGACCAGGAGGACAUGCCGUUCUCGGACCAGGGUAUUUGUCCGGACAUGGUGAUGAACCCUCACGGCUACCCAUCGCGUAUGACGGUCGGCAAGCUGAUGGAGCUGCUGGCGGGGAAGGCGGGACUGAUGGAGGGCAAACACCACUACGGAACCGCGUUCGGCGGCUCUCGUGUGAAGGACGUCAGCGAGACGCUGGUCCGUUUUGGCUACAACUACCAGGGCAAGCAGGUGAUGACGUCCGGCAUCACGGGAGAGACGCUCACCGGCUACAUCUACUUCGGACCGAUCUACUACCAGAAGCUGAAGCACAUGGUGCUGGACAAGAUGCACGCUCGUGCCCGCGGUCCACGUGCCGUGCUGACUCGCCAGCCAACCGAGGGACGCUCGCGCGAGGGCGGCCUCCGUCUGGGGGAGAUGGAGCGUGACUGUCUGGUGGCCUACGGCGCCUCCAUGCUGCUGCUGGAGAGGCUGAUGAUCUCCUCAGAUGCCUUCGCCGUGGACGUCUGCAACACGUGCGGCUCGCUCGGCUACUCAGGAUGGUGCCACUUCUGCCAGUCGAGCGGCGCGGUGUCCUCCAUCAGGAUACCGUACGCCUGCAAACUGCUCUUCCAGGAGCUGCAGUCCAUGAACGUGUUCCCCAAGAUCAAGCUGAAGAAGUACUGGGAGUGAGCGGGAAGGUGGGUGGGUGGCUGGGCUACCCGGGUGCACUGCCGUUUGAGAUGCUGUUUAUGGGCGAGCGCUGUUGGUCCUACCAGUCUGAGCUGGUAGUUUUGUGAUAUACGAGUAUUGUGUACCGGUCAAUACACGCCAACGUACCCCGCGCACGGCCGGGUGCGCUGGACAUGACAAUAA
Molecule: messenger RNA, 3831 nt
Organism: Amphibalanus amphitrite
Lineage: Eukaryota; Metazoa; Arthropoda; Thecostraca; Balanomorpha; Balanidae
Product: DNA-directed RNA polymerase III subunit RPC2-like
Exons: 24
Coding region: 244-3648 (1134 amino acids)
Biological process (GO): DNA-templated transcription
Cellular component (GO): RNA polymerase III complex
Molecular function (GO): DNA binding; DNA-directed RNA polymerase activity; ribonucleoside binding
Source: RefSeq, a predicted model, not a curated record